Salmo salar (Atlantic salmon) is the source of this 1327-nucleotide messenger RNA. The record is from RefSeq and is a predicted model, not a curated record. NCBI's taxonomy places the organism in Eukaryota, Metazoa, Chordata, Actinopteri, Salmoniformes, Salmonidae.
AGGUUGGAGUGAUUGGUCUAACUGGUCUGAGUGUGGAGUGGACUGUUCCAUGUGGCGCAGUAGAGAGUGCACCCAGCCCUCGCCUGGCACCGGGGGCAAAGACUGCCAGGGCAUCGACCUCCAGUCACUCAACUGUACCAGCCAACAGUGUCUACAGACUGCCGAUGGAGUUGAGGAUGUAGCCCUGUAUGUGGGUAUUGUAGCCGUAGCUCUCUGUCUGACCCUCAUACUCAUCGUGGUGGUCCUGGUCUACCGCCGUAAGAAGGAGGGUCUGGACGCUGACGUAGCGGACUCGUCCAUCCUGACCACAGGCUUCCAGCCUAUGGGCAUCAAGCCUAGCAAGCCAGAGAACUCUCAUCUACUUACCAUCCAGCCUGACCUAACCACCACCACUACCAGCUACCAAGGAACCCUGCGCUCACGUCAUGACGGCACCACACACACCGGCACCGCUAAGUUCUCAAUGACCAACGGUCCGCUCCUGGACCCUUUACCCAACGGGUCGCACCACACCUUACACAAUGGGAAGAUAACCUCUGACCCUGCCGAGUUUAUGACCCGGCUGUCCAAUCAGACGUACUUCAAGACGUUGCCGCGGGACAUCGCUAACACAUCGUAUGGGACAUUCAACUUCCUGGGGGGUAGACUCACCAUCCCCAACACAGGCAUCAGCCUGCUUAUCCCUCCAGAGGCCAUCCCCAGGGGAAAGAUCUAUGAGAUAUAUCUCACCGCUCAGAAGAAAGAAGAUUUAAGGUUACCCUUGGUGGGCUGCCAGACCCUGCUGAGUCCCAUAGUGAGCUGUGGUCCUCCGGGGGUGGUUCUGACGCGGCCCACCAUUCUCAGCAUGGACCAUUGUUCUGACGCCUGUCCUGAGAACUGGGCCAUCAGGCUGAAGAAACAGAACUACGAAGGCGUCUGGGAGGAUGUGUUAAUGAUGGGUGAGGAGUUGAUCUCAGAGCCGUAUUACUGUCAGUUGGAGGCAGAGACGUGCAGAGUGUUCUCAGAGCAGUUGGGUCGUUUCUCUCUGGUGGGAGAAUCUCUAAACAUGGCCGCGGCUAAGCGUCUCCGCCUCGUGCUCUUCUCUGACGCAUACUGCUCUACCCUGGAGUAUAACAUCAGAGUCUACUGCAUGGAUGAUACACAAGAUGUCUUCAAGGAGGUGAUGCAGAUGGAGAGACAGCUAGGAGGUCGUCUGAUUGAUGAGCCCCACGUCCUGCUGUUUAAAGACAGCUACCACAACCUGCGCCUCUCCAUCCACGACAUGCCCCAGGCACACUGGAGGAGCAAACUACUGGCUGGGUACCAGGUGAGUUACGGUCAGGGUUAA